Messenger RNA from Myotis myotis, 2340 nucleotides. Its product is annotated as UL16-binding protein 3-like. The record is from RefSeq and is a predicted model, not a curated record. NCBI's taxonomy places the organism in Eukaryota, Metazoa, Chordata, Mammalia, Chiroptera, Vespertilionidae. Gene Ontology annotation, cellular component: external side of plasma membrane. The transcript is spliced from 4 exons. Gene Ontology annotation, biological process: antigen processing and presentation of endogenous peptide antigen via MHC class Ib; immune response; positive regulation of T cell mediated cytotoxicity. The coding region runs from base 166 to 954 and encodes 262 amino acids.
GCCUCCGGUCCUCCGCUCCUGGUCAGGAAAGCGACAGCCCGGACAAGGGCGGGGAGGAACGGUCUUGGCCUGGGACACUUUCUCCCGGUCCUCUGCGCCCCAGCUGCCCGCCCGGAGCCGUCCUCCUGUCCGCCUGGAGGGGAGCGCACUGGGCGGCUGUUCGCCAUGGAGCGGACCCCGGGCUCCGAGUUCUGCCUCGUCGUCCUGCUGCUCGCGGUGCUGCCUGACUGUGCGCGGGGGACGCCCUGCGCCUGGGGGCGCGGAGAUUCUCACUCUCUUCGCUAUGAUUUCAACAUUUCUUCUCAUAAACAACCAUGGUGCAUGGUCCAAGGACAGAUGGAUGGAGAGAAGUACCUCUUAUAUGACUGUGGCAGCAAUAAGGUCAUAUCUAUGAAUCUCCUGAGAGAGGAGGUAAAGGCCAUGGAUUCCUGUAAAGUAAUGCUCAGUACCCUGACUGACAUGGGAAAUGAAUUAAAACCAUUACUGCCUGACAUUAAACAGGAGAAAGACGCAGAUGGAGCUCCUCUCCCCCUGCAGGUCAGGAUGACGUGCCUGUGCAAAACCGAUGGAAGCACCAGUGGAUCCUUGGAGUUUUCCUUGGAUGGAGAGAGGUUCCUUACCUUUGACUCUGAGACAGAGGAGUAUAGAGUGGAUAAUUCUAUAGGUGAACGGCUGAAAAAGAAGUGGGAGAAUGAUAAGGAAUUGAAGAAAUUCUUCAAAAUGACCUUAAAGGGAGAUUGCAAGGAAUUGCUUCAAUGCUUGGUGCACUGGAAGAAAGCGGUGGAGGCAACAGCUGUCAACCACUGCCACAGCCACAGUCCCAUCCAAGGCCACAACCAACAUGCCCAUCGCCUGGUGGAUCUGCCCUGUGAUCCUCACCUGCGCAACCAUAGUGGCAUCCUAGGUAGGUCCUUGCAAUUACAGUUACUGAGGGCAGGAUUGAGUGGGAAGUGAGGGGCAGAUGGCCUGCAGUGAGGACAUGGAGAGGUGAAUUCCCAGCCCGACCACUGCAACCUCAAUGACACUUCUCCUCCUGGAAAUUAGCCCAAGAGACCUACACGUAUUAUCACUUCACAGCCAUAACUUGGACAAGCUCAGCCCUGAGUUGGGCAUCUCCUCACUGUUAAUGCCAGUGGGAAGGGGAAGGGCCCAGACCAAGCUUAAGGCCUGUGGAUGCUGAAGGGGUUUAGAGAACUCAGUUCUGAAUCAGAUCCUCUGUUUGGAAAGGGUGUUUGGACCCAGUGUGGUGGUGUGGAGACAGCAGGCACACAGGGCAUGGGCAGUGCUCACAUUCAGGUGAGAGCCUCAUGCUGGCUGCAUGUGAUGUGUCCAGGGGGAGGGGGAUUACCCAGGGGGCUGAAAGGAGAGGGGCCAGGGUCUAAUGUCAGGAAAAGGGCGGAAUGCCUUGCAGACCCAACUCAAAAUGCUGGAGUUCACCUCCGCCUUCCCAGAAAGUGGCUUCAAAAGAGCCAGAAAGGAGGGAGGCAAACAGUAAGGAUGUUGUAGGGAGACAAGAGUAAGGUUAGAAGGGGCCAGUUCUCAGUGAACCCUUGGGAUUGCUGGCUGAGCCCUGGUGCAGUCACCUGGCAGCCAGCCUCCUCCACACUCCAGAUCCUGAGCCUCUGAAUGCCUCCUGCCUUGAACUGGGGCUGACCAUGAAUGGGUGGGGAAGGGCGGGGACUUUCAUACUGAGAGUUCCCUGUGCUGCUAGGUAAGAGGCUGGGAGAAAAAGGAAAAGAAAGGUGUUUGACUGCAACCUUCCCCAAGCUGUCAGGUGUUAGGAUGCUCCCUUCUGAACAUCAGAGCUCCCACCAGGUCCUUAGACCCUCCCACCCCCCAGAAGGUCCGACUUGAGUGAAAGAGAGAAGGCUAAUGAGCCAUUCAUUACUCACUUUAGUCCUGAGCCCAGAACAUCUGUAGCAGGGCUGAGGUGACGCUGUGAUGUGCAAAGGGUGGGCAGAGCUUGGUGGGCUGCUGGUCCCAGGGCAGAGGUCGCGGAUUCAGGGAAAAAUGUGACUCUAGUGGGGCCAGGGCUGACAAUGGGGAGAUGCUGGGGUGCUGUAGCCCUAGGAGAACUGGCUCAGGAUUUCCUCAGCAAUGGGACCAACACUCGCCCUUUUCUUCAGGCUGUCGAUGCGAACAAGGAGGCCCUGGAGGUGUGGACUAGCUCACACCUGGUGGUGUGACUCUGGCUUUUCCUUGGCUGCCUCUGGAUGACCUGCUGUAAUUUUUUUAAAGAAUUCAUUUAGUCCUGACCGGCUUGGCUCAGUGCCUAGAGCAGUGAUGGCGAACCUUUUGAGCUCGGCGUGUCAGCAUUUUGAAAACCCUAGGUUAACUCUG